AUGCUGGCCUCUCGAGACCUGCUCCGACAUGUUCCUCUGAUUUCGUUCUUGGAUGCAUACCCCGAACCUGCGUUUAUUCUAUGUACAAAUACUCUGCCGCAUUCGUCGUUGGAGUUUAUGUAUGGAAAUCAUGCACUUCACUCUAUUUUAUUCGGCCACGAUGAUACCGCUGUGCUGGAUGACCAGGGCUUUUUUUCGGCGUUAAUAUCUGAUCAAGAUGUUUUCUGGUUGGGUGAUCCAUUUGGGAGUCGUUCACCUAUCACUCCUCACCCAUCGCGCACCGUGGCUGGAGAUUCACGCAAAAUCACUAUUCGCCCGGAUUGGCUUCCUCGAGAUCAUACACCUCUUGACCUGGAAUUGACUCCAACGCCUAUAGAUUUGCCUGUGAUUAUACCUGGGGUUGGUAGUACUACACAUUCAUAUGUAUUCAUUGCAUCUCCUCGAAGAGCGCCAAUGAACCUCUUACGAUCUGAGGCACAUACCGAACUUCAACUCCGUCGAGAUCCGGGUCUGCGGCUAAAUGACUUCCCACCACUCCCAUCGUCCUCAGGGACACGUAUUCGGUCAAGGCAGAGCAAGUCCGAGUCCACGUCCUGGGUGUCACAGCCGAUACCAUACGUGGGUGUAGCCGACCUCCCUUCGCGAAUGAUAGAAACAUUUCCUUGGGAAAAAACUUCUCUAGGGCCGAGAGAAUCCUGGCCGAUGACACUCAAACUAAUGAUCCAGUACCUCAUGGAGAAACCUAUCCCUAGUUGUAUCUUCUGGAGUUGGCCCGAUCAAGUGAUGAUCUAUAACGAUACAUACGCCAAAAUGAUUGGUUCAAAACAUCCGGGAUCCUUCGGUCAGGUCGGAAGAAUUGCAUGGGGAGAGCUAUGGGAUAUGCUGAUACCUGUGUCUGAACAAUGUCGCAGGGGAAAAUCUACGCGUAAAAACGAUGACCAAUUAUUUUUCAAUUCGCUGACCGAACUCCACCUACCAGAAGAGGUAUAUCAUACUUGGCAUUGGACCCCAAUUUGGCAGGAGGAUGGUACAAUCGGGGGUGUCUGGAAUAGCACAUUGGAAACCACGCAAAAGGUUAUCGCCGAACGGCGUUUAAGUGGCAUCUCUGAAUUAUCCGCCAGAAUGUCCGACGCUAGGACCCAGGAGCAAUUUGGAGAACGCACGAUGGAAGUUUUAUCGAGGAAUCCCAUUGAUUUGCCCUUUGUCGCGCUUUAUUGGUGUGAAGUAGAAAAUGUUUCGGCAAUCGCAGCUCCUGUCAAGUAUGGAGCCCCAGCACUAGCUAGCACGUAUCUCCGGCAUCAUACUGAGACACCUACCAAUGUAAAAUUAACACUCACCAGCUCACUUGGUAUACCAGACGGGCAUCCAAUAGCCCGACAAGUAAUCAAAUAUACACUCGAUCCAGUCACAUAUCGGCCUAUUCAAGUGCUAUCUGAGCCUGAUAAUAUCGAGUCUCCGGCCACUGUGACCGAGGCCACCCCACGUUUGUCGAUGUUUGGAUCCCCCAUGGGCUCGGUCUCAAGCACAAUCCAUUUGCCACCCACUUCUCCGACUAAAGGCAUGGAGUUGGGGAUAGAUUUGUCAAAGAUUUUUGCAUCUGGGACCGUGGAGCUUAUCGACCCCCUUCCUUCCCAGUUAGCCCAAGGUCUCGACGGACGCGGGUUCAAAGAUAUACCUCGCGCGGCCGCUCUACUUCCAAUUAAUAUGUAUUCUCAGAAUCGCAGCCGCCACAACGGAAGAUUGCUACCUUACGCCGUUCUCUUGGUGGGAUUAAAUACGCGCCGACCCUACGACGCGGAUUAUGCAUCAUGGCUGGAAGGCAUGGCUGCAAAUUUGAGCAAUCAGCUGACGGUAGUUCUGCAACGCGAGGCCGAUAUGAAACUUAUUGAGGAACAAGAGAGAAUAGAUAAGGCAAAGACGAUGUUUUUCACCAACGUUUCUCACGCCCCAUUGGAACAACUUGCCGUGAGCGAGGGCGUCAGUCGUGAUCUACACUACAAGAUUCAUCUCGCCAUGCGAAAUUGCAAGCGCCUCAAAAAACUUGUCGAUUCGAUUAUGGAUAUGAGCAAGCUCGAGGCUGGCAAGCUCGUAGGGAGCUUUCGCCCCGUGCAGUUGGGUCGUAUUACGGCAGACUUGGCUGCGCUAUUCCGGAGCAUGGCAGAAAAAAAGGGGAUCGAGUAUCAAAUCUCCUGUGAUAUGGAGGAUGAGCCUGCUGUCUACGUUGAUCUAGACUUAUGGGAAAAGAUUGUCUGUAACCUGCUUUCGAAUGCAUUCAAAUAUACAUCCAAGGGCCGCGUUGGCCUAAGCGUCACGCACGAUACACUAUUUUCCUAUGUACGAGUUAGUGACACAGGUGUGGGCAUCCCACGAGAACAUAUCGAUGCCGUGUUUGAACGCUUUUUCCGAGCGGCCGAGGGAACCGGAGUAGGACUCUCGCUUACAAAGGAGCUCGUCUCACUUCAUAGAGGUCAUAUGAGUUUGUCUUCCCAGACCGAGCAGGAAGCUCCAGGCGAAUCAGGCAGUAUAUUUACCGUGACCUUGCCUCAUGGUUGUGUACAUCUCCCGGCUGCGCUUAUUCACGAGGGUGCAUCGAAUAUGAACGGUAUCUCUCGCAGAGAAAUGGAAUACUGGAUGGAGUUUGAGCAACCCACGCCAUCAUCUAACGCCUCGGCAAGCGAUGAAGCAGAAAGCGCCACGUCCUCAACAUUGUUUUUCGAGAAAGAAGACGUUGUGUUGGUGGUUGAUGAUAACGCCGAUAUGCGCGCAUAUAUCCGAAAAAUCUUUUCUCCUUAUCUGACGGUGACCGAGGCCAGAAACGGGAUUGAAGCGCUCAAGGUCGCCAUGUCCCAGAAAAUCAACCUGAUUCUCUGCGAUGUCAUGAUGCCAGGAAUGGAUGGACCUGAAAUGCUCCGGCGGCUACGUGGGGAACGAAAGACAAGGCUCUUACCGGUGAUCUUUGUUACCGCUUCUGACGAUGCCAAUUUGUUUGGGGGCCAGGCCGACGGCGUUGUUGACUGUAUUAGCAAACCAUUCAGAGUUCGAGACAUGCUAGCUCGCGUACACUUACAACUACAACUUGGGAAACGUCGUGUGAGGCUUGAAGAAGACUUCGAGGUCCGGUCUCACGAGCUGCAAGUCUUGACCGAUCUUUCGCCUGUUGGGAUAUUUAGGGUGGAUACCAAUGGAAAGCUCAUGUAUGUCAACCCUGCAUGGCAUCAAAUCACCGGAUUCCCCCAGGAGCGUGAUCGGGAUGAAUGGAUUGAUCACGUUCACCCAUCAAGUAAAUCAGAAAUGAUAAGGAUUUGGAGAGCAUGCUUCGAACAGGAAAAAUCAUCCAGUAUGCGCAUACAAUGGAACAGCAACUGUUGGACACAUGUGGCCAUAUCACCUCUGGUCUCUCCGGAUGGGGCGAUGUUGGGAGCCUUUGGUGCAAUAACAGAUAUCAACGAACAGCACCGAGCGGAAGAGGCACGGAUUGCUUUAGCGGAGGAAAGAGAGCAUAUAGCCGCGUCUAAGGCCGAGGAUGCAGAAGCACAGCGCCAACUUGAGGUGCAUCUAGAGCUUUUGAUCGAUGUCACGUCACACGAAUUGCGACAACCAGUAUCAGCUAUUAUACAAAACGCCGAGGUCGUCCGAACAAAUAUGAAGGGUCUCAGGGACCUUCUACACGAUUGCAAAAAACGCAAUAUGUGCUAUGCUCCAACAGACCGAAUGCUGGCCGAACUGGAGGACGAUUUGCAGGCAAUGGACAGUAUCACACAAUGUGGACUGGCACAAGCUCGCAUUGCAAAUGAUGUUUUAAGUCUGUCAAGGAUCCAACUUAAUGUUCUCUCGAUCAUUCCAACGGAAUUCGACAUCAAGCAAGAAACAAGUCAAAUCCUCAUGGUAUUCCGAAACGAACUUAUGUCCAAGGAUAUCGGCUUUGAGCUCGACUUGGGCCGCGGGAUAGAUAUCUAUGGACUACAAAUGAUCAGUACGGACCGAAGUAGAUAUGCACAAAUCAUUACCAAUUUGAUGUCCAACGCGAUUCGAUUCACUGAUAUGAGCACUGGAUCCCGACACAUCAAAGUGGCACUGGAGCUCUCACUGGACCCGCCAUCAGAUGAAAGUUGUGCGCCUCCGCCACUCCGAACAGGACGUUCGCUCUCGCAUAGUUCAAUGGAUUUUGAGUCAAAUGAUCUACCGGUGUACGUCUAUGUGUCGGUACAAGAUUCUGGCCCAGGUCUACAAAAGGAAGAUCUUGCUUUGCUAUUCCAAAGGUUCCAACAGGGCUCGAAUGCUCAUCAUGUAUUUGGUGGUUCCGGUCUCGGCUUAUUCGUGUGCCGCCAACUAUGCAACCUUAUGGGUGGUAGAAUUGAGGUCGUCAGUCACAUAGGCGAAGGAGCAAUUUUCCGCUUCUUUAUCAAAGCAGCUGCUGCUGCAGGCCGUAUCCCUCGCCCCCCAAGACCUAUUGGAAUACGGGCGAAGCGCUCAUCAUCAGUCCAAUCGAAAGGAAGCGCCGUGUCUAAGUCCUCUGCCAGAUCUGGUCACCGACCACUGCCUGAGACACCAAACCUUCAGAAUAACCGCCCUCUGCAUGUUUUGAUCACCGAGGACAACAAAAUCAACCAGACGGUUUUGGCGCGACAGAUGAAAAGAGCAGGAUUUACCUAUGCCCUAGCAUCGAAUGGACUGGAGGCUAUUCAGGCAAUUGACAAAGUCGACUCUCAGACAGAAACCCCGAAUGAUUUAAGCACUCGAAAAUUUGACAUGGAUCUCGAAAUGCCGGUAUUGGAUGGCUUCGCUGCGACCCGCGAAAUCCGUAGAAGGGAGGCAGUUCACAGUCUGAAAACACGUAGUUUUAUUAUUGCGCUGACCGGCAAUGCGCGCCGAGAGCAAGUUCAGUCGGCCAGGGAUGCUGGGGUCGAUGACGUGAUGAUCAAGCCUUAUCAAAUAGAUGGACUCAUAUCAAAGAUGCGAGCGGGAUACCAAGCCAAGACAGAUACCACUGAUUGA
Rhizoctonia solani is the source of this 4995-nucleotide messenger RNA. Its product is annotated as protein-histidine kinase. The transcript has 39 exons. Lineage: Eukaryota; Fungi; Basidiomycota; Agaricomycetes; Cantharellales; Ceratobasidiaceae. Gene Ontology annotation, molecular function: phosphorelay sensor kinase activity. The record is from RefSeq and is a predicted model, not a curated record. Gene Ontology annotation, biological process: phosphorylation; phosphorelay signal transduction system. Bases 1 to 4995 code for a protein of 1664 amino acids.